Apaloderma vittatum (bar-tailed trogon) is the source of this 979-nucleotide messenger RNA. Its product is annotated as chromosome unknown open reading frame, human C5orf22. The transcript is spliced from 6 exons. The record is from RefSeq and is a predicted model, not a curated record. The annotation marks the transcript as partial. Lineage: Eukaryota; Metazoa; Chordata; Aves; Trogoniformes; Trogonidae.
GGUUACAGGUACAGAUCAUUAUUUUUUGAGUGAUGGUCUUUAUGUCCCUGCUGAUCAGCUGGAAAACCAGAAGCCUUUAAAUUUACACGUUAUUCUCAUCAAUCCUACUGAAGCAUCCAAUAGACAGGAAGAAAAUGGCCAAGUACCAUCUGCAAAGAGACUGAAGCUAAAUACAGAUGACACAGCAAGCACCGCUUCUGCCUCUUCUUCAGUGGCUCCUGGUGACCUUGCUCGCAGCGCCCCAAGUCAGGAGAGGAAGGAAGGACAAAAUGCAAGUGCCCCAAACAAGGCAGAGAUGUUGUCAGCUUCGAGCUCACUCAGAAACAGCGAAUCCCCAAAAAAGGAAGUUGUUGAAGAGGUCUGCCAAGUGCUACAGAAAGGGGACGCAUAUAUUUUAGACAUUGACUUAGAUUUUUUUUCAGUUAAAAAUCCAUUCAAAGAAAUGUACACACAGACAGAAUAUGAGCUUUUGCAAGAGCUGUAUAAUUUCAAGAAGCCUCAUAGCAAUGCAACAGAGGAGAGCUUGCUGGAUUGUGUUGAAAACCGCGUUCAUCAGCUGGAAGAUCUGGAAGCAGCAUUUGCAGAUUUGUGUGACAACGAUGAUGAAGAGACCCUGCAGAAGUGGGCUUCAUGUCCUGGGAUGAAGCCACUUGUUCCACUAGUUCACAGUUUGAAAACCAGGAUGGACAGCCCAGACUACGAAAUGGUCCAUCAGGCAGGCCUGACCUGUGAUUAUACGGAGCUUCCUCACCAUGUUAGCACUGAAGAAGAGAUUGAAAGCCUCAUACAGUCCAUCAAAGUCCUACUAAAAGAUCUGCCUAAGCCCACCCUUGUUACAGUUGCUCGAUCAAGCUUGGAUGAUUAUUGCCCUUCGGAGCAGGUUGACAUCAUUCAGGAGAAGGUUCUCGGUGUGUUGGGUUCGGUGUAUGGCAUGCUGGAUGUGCACUUGGAUUACUCGAGCACCUCAUCUUCUUUGUGA